UUCUGGCCAGGAUAUCCAAGGAACAAGUGUCGUGGCAAAUCUUCCAGUCCUGAUGCGACAGAAUCCUGCAGAAACACUUCGUCGGGUUUUACCAAAGAUCAGAGAAGUGCUGCAUGUUGCAGGAGUGGAAAUGCAGUUAACAGCUGCUGUUUCAUUUUUGACUGUUCUGCAAGAGGAAUCGGUGUCCAUUCAUACGUACUCCCACUCCUUCCUACACAUCAUUCUCCAGAACCUGGAACACAGAGAUGCAGGUGUCAGCAAUGCAUGGCUAGAAACUCUUCUUGCUGUAAUAGAAGCGUUACCCAAAGAGACUAUCAGACAUGAGAUCCUGAAUCCACUUGUUUCCAAAGCACAGCUUUCUCAAACACUUCAGUCCCGCUUAGUUAGUUGUAAAAUCAUGGGAAAAUUAGCUAACAAAUUUGAAGCUCAUAUUAUUAAAAGAGAGAUUCUUCCAUUGGUAAAAUCACUGUGCCAGGAUGUGGAAUAUGAAGUCAGAACUUGCAUGUGUCGGCAACUGGAACACAUAGCUCAAGGAAUAGGGACAGAACUAACAAAAACUGUGGUGCUUCCUGAGUUAGUAGAACUGGCAAGAGAUGAGGGCAGCAGUGUACGCCUUGCAGCUUUUGAGACGUUAGUGAAUCUGGUCGAUAUGUUUGAUGCAGAUGAUAGGAGUCAAACUGUGCUCCCCUUGGUGAAAUCAUUCUGUGAAAAAUCCUUCAAAGCGGAUGAAUCUAUCCUAGUUUCUUUAUCUUUCCAUUUAGGGAAGCUGUGUAAUGGAUUAUAUGGCAUUUUUACUCCUGAACAGCACUUACGGUUUUUGGAAUUUUAUAAGAAACUUUCCACACUGGGUUUACAGCAGGAAAACGGACACAAUGAUAAUCAACUACAACUUCAAACUCUGGAACAGGAAAAGAAGUAUAUUUCAGUAAGGAAGAACUGUGCUUACAAUUUUCCAGCCAUGAUUGUUUUUGUGGAUCCAAAGAACUUCCAUUUAGAACUGUAUUCUAUAUUUUUCUGCCUUUGUCAUGACCCUGAAGUUCCCGUCAGAUAUACAAUGGCCAUAAGCUUCUAUGAAGUUGCUAAGCUCUUAAAUUCUGGUGUGUAUACAAUACAUAAAGAACUGGUUACACUAUUACAGGAUGAGUCACUGGAGGUGUUAGAUGCCCUGGUAGGUCACCUUCCUGAAAUCCUUGAACUAAUGACUAAUGGAGGAGAAAACAGUGGAUCAGAAAGCAAGCUAUUGUCUAUUCCUGACUUGAUUCCUGCAUUAACAACAGCAGAACAGAGAGCAGCAACUUCUUUAAAAUGGAGAACUCAUGAGAAGUUACUACAAAAAUAUGCAUGUCUCCCUCAUAUCAUAUCGAGUGAUCAGAUUUAUUACCGUUUUCUUCACAGAAUGUUGACAAUCAUUUUGACAAAUAACGUGCUGCCAGUCCAAAAAGCAGCUGCUCGAACUCUCUGCGUUUAUUUACGUUAUAAUCGCAAACAAGAACAGAGGCAUGAGGUUAUUCAGAAAUUGAUUGAACAACUGGGCCAAGGAAAAAGUUACUGGAACAGACUUCGUUUUUUAGAUACCUGUGAAUUCAUUAUGGAACUGUUUUCAAAAUCAUUCUUCUGUAAAUACUUCUUUCUACCUGUGCUUGAACUUACACAUGAUCCAGUGGCCAAUGUGAGAAUGAAGCUAUGCUAUUUGUUGCCAAAAGUUAAAUCUACUCUGAAGGUUCCCACUGAUAAACAUUUACUUCAGCGGUUGGAAUUAUGUAUAAGGAAGCUUUUGUGUCAAGAGAAAGACAAAGAUGUCCUGACUAUUGUAAAAAGAACAGUGUUAGAAUUGGACAGAAUGGAGAUCUCUGUAGAUGUUUUUCAGAAAAGAUUUUACGAAAAUGAUUUAUUGGAUCAAGAAAAAGAGAGACAAGAACAUCUCCUUUUGGAAAUGGAACAAUUAGAAAAAGAGAAGCAGCAAAAUGAAGGAAGGUCUACAAAUGUUAAUGAUAAAAUGUUUGAAAAGAAGCGUAGAGACAGUAAAACAUCAUCAGUGUUGGCAAAAAGUAUCACACUCUCUGUUCCUGGAAGCUCUUCUGGUACAUCAGCAGGCAAAGAAGACAAGAAAUCCAAGUUGGUUCGAAGCCAGUCCUUCAGUACUCAAGCACUACAUCCAAAAUAUAGCAACAUAGACAAGUGUCCUAAUAAAAGCUCUGCUACAGGAUAUACAUCUUCAGUAUCAGGAAUGGGAAGGAGUUGUAUGUUAUCCUUUGGUGAUGAUUCAUUCCGGACUCAUUCUACUGGUAAUAGUGGGAAUGCUGCCUUCCCUUCCAGUUCUUCUCGCAACUUAUUUAACUCAGCUGAUCAAAAGAACAAUGGAAAUAAGGAGAGUCAGUCCCGAAAGAUGAGCAUAAAAAACAGAAAAUCAAACUCUUAG
Messenger RNA from Charadrius vociferus (killdeer), 2419 nucleotides. RefSeq names its product serine/threonine-protein phosphatase 4 regulatory subunit 4-like. The transcript has 23 exons. The annotation marks the transcript as partial. Gene Ontology annotation, cellular component: cytosol; protein serine/threonine phosphatase complex. The record is from RefSeq and is a predicted model, not a curated record. NCBI's taxonomy places the organism in Eukaryota, Metazoa, Chordata, Aves, Charadriiformes, Charadriidae. Gene Ontology annotation, molecular function: protein phosphatase regulator activity.